Messenger RNA from Linum tenue, 165 nucleotides. NCBI's taxonomy places the organism in Eukaryota, Viridiplantae, Streptophyta, Magnoliopsida, Malpighiales, Linaceae. The record is from the annotation of a GenBank genome assembly.
GGCCCCUGCCGCGCCCUGCUCGCCGAUUUGUCUGGGAGCAGCCAGAAGAAGACGUGUCGGCGUGUCGCCAAUUCCUUCUUCUCCUUCUUCCUCGCCGUGGCAACGUCCUCGGGUACGCCGCCGGGAGCUACAACCGCCUCUACAAGAUUUUCCCCUUUACUAUAA